Dermacentor andersoni is the source of this 891-nucleotide messenger RNA. The record is from RefSeq and is a predicted model, not a curated record. NCBI's taxonomy places the organism in Eukaryota, Metazoa, Arthropoda, Arachnida, Ixodida, Ixodidae.
GAAGCUGAAACGGUUUUCAAUUCCCAUGAAUUGCUGGGGUUGGGAAGAACAGACCUAUUAAUUUACGGUUCUGAAAUUUUUUCUUUGUAUUGUCAAUGCAAGGGGCAGAAAUCGCUUUCUAAAUCCCCACCGCAGACACGCCCCCGUAGCUUCCCGGAGCGCCGGGUGAGGAGGCAGCCGGAGGAGAGAACCGGCGAGAGUGAUGUCAUUCCCGGGGACCCUACUGGCGGACCGGCGUGCUGGCAUGUGCUGGCAUGUUUCUUUCCGUCCUGCGCUUGGCUAAACGACGCUACGAGAGAUCUGCCGCCGCUCACGUUUGUUUUCUUUUGCGAUUUUCGUGAACUGUGCUUCCUUUCUGUGCUGCGUGAGUGCCUACAGCCAAGGGCGCCCAACAUGCCCUCGUUCUGUGCAGCAUUCGGCUGUGCGAACACAGGUGGGCAAGACGAUGUGGUGUUUCACAUGUUCCCGAAGGACAAGAAACUUGCAGCGCAGUGGGUCCGUGCGGUGAGAAGAGAUAAUUUCUUGCCGACGAAAUCACCUGUGCUGUGUUCGGACCAUUUUCGCGACAGUGAUUAUUAUCAGAGCUUGACAACGAUGCGGGCAAUCGGUAUUCCAAUUAAAUCGGCGCGACUGAAGGCCGGCGUUGUUCGUCUAUAUUCUUCCACAAGAGAAACACCUCGCCACUUCCAAGAGCGGCCUUCGCCAAGUGGAGAAAGGGUGAGGUUCCAGCAAAGCACCUUGAGAACCGAGCCCCUGAUCAACCUGUUCCGCUACCAUCACCAAUCGAAGAGUUUGAAGCAGCCAGUGUGACACAGGCAGAUAAUGUUGAAGAGUUUGAAGUAGGCAAACGCGGCACUUUUGUUUGCGAUCGUGUAUCAACACGCAAAUAAA